AUGCAAGCCAUGAACGAUCCGUCGAUUUUUGGCAGCGUGUUGCCUUUUGAGCCAAUUGCGUUGUAUGAGCAACCUAAAACUAGGUUUAUUUUCAAAAUGCCGAGAGUGGUGCCGGAUCAAAAAGGAAAAUUUGAAUCUGAUGAAUUGUUCAGACGUCUCAGCCGGGAAAGUGAGAUAAGAUACACAGGCUUCCGCGAUCGGCCUCAGGAAGAGCGUCAAGUUCGCUUCCAAAACGGAUGCCGCGAGGGACGCACGGAGAUCGCCUUUGCCGCUACUGGCACGAAUUUGCAGUUGGUUUUAACGCCGGACUCAAGCGGCGGGUACACGCAAACCGAAAGGGAAUGCGAUUUUGAUAAAGAACACGGAAAGGUUCACAUCCGAUCGUCCAUGAUAAUGAACGGCGUCUGCGUGCGCUGGCGCGGGUGGAUUGACCUAGAACGACUGGACGGUGUAGGUUGCCUGGAAUAUGACGAACCUCGUGCCCUUCAAGAAGACGCAAUGCUCAGGGAACAGAUCGACAGGUACAACCAAAGAUUGAGAGAUUUCGAAGAAAAACAAAGAGCUUACCGGACUCAUCACUAUCAGCCUGAUCACCAUAAGGCCCAAGAAGAAUUAGACGUCGCUGGAUAUUAUCAUAGAAGACAAAACAUGAUGCCAGUUGCAACGAGGCGAUGAAGUGUAGUAGAACUACAUGUAUGGCUUUGAGAUGGUUUAUUAGCA
Molecule: messenger RNA, 720 nt
Organism: Ctenocephalides felis (cat flea)
Lineage: Eukaryota; Metazoa; Arthropoda; Insecta; Siphonaptera; Pulicidae
Product: protein big brother-like
Biological process (GO): regulation of transcription by RNA polymerase II
Cellular component (GO): core-binding factor complex; nucleus
Molecular function (GO): transcription coactivator activity; sequence-specific DNA binding
Source: RefSeq, a predicted model, not a curated record